AUGCAGAUGUGCGCGGCUGCAGUGCUGGGGGUCCUUCAGAUCGUGGUGGGGGUGGUCUGCCUGGUCCUGGGUCCUUCACGCACUCACACCAGACCCGGAGACGUGGCCUCUCUCUGGGCUGCGUAUUGGCUCGGAGCUGUGUUCGCAGCAGCCGGAGUCUUCACCAUCGUCUCUGGAAGCUGCCGCACUGUGUGUUUGAGCCGCUGCAGUGCCCUGGGGAACCUGCUGGGGGCGCUCUUCUCCAUCACAGGUCUGGUGCUGUACUCCCUGGACCUGGCUCACGUGUCUCUGUCCUGGAUGUGUAAAGGAGACAGCGCCCCCUGCAUGACACUGGCUGCUAUAGCACAGAAAGUGCUGACCUGGGUAGACGUGUGUCUCCUGCUGCUGCUGCUGCUUCAGCUCUGUGUCAACAUCAGUGCAGUGGUCCUGUCCCUCAGCCUCAGAGAGAAGGUCUUUCUGAAGUAUCCGGUCUGA
This is a messenger RNA of Knipowitschia caucasica, 474 nucleotides long. NCBI's taxonomy places the organism in Eukaryota, Metazoa, Chordata, Actinopteri, Gobiiformes, Gobiidae. The record is from the annotation of a GenBank genome assembly.